Molecule: messenger RNA, 1669 nt
Organism: Pseudovirgaria hyperparasitica
Lineage: Eukaryota; Fungi; Ascomycota; Dothideomycetes; Acrospermales; Acrospermaceae
Product: adenine nucleotide alpha hydrolases-like protein
Exons: 3
Coding region: 276-1598 (440 amino acids)
Source: RefSeq, a predicted model, not a curated record
CGCAUAUUCCGGUAGCCCUUCUCGUUUUUAAUGUACAUGAAUCUUUCUUUUUUCAAGCCGCCAAAUGAUAUGUCUAACACCUUCCAAACCUGAAGUCCACACCGUACCCAAUACUUCAUACACGACACCUCCGCAUCCCCGCCAAACUCUCCGCAAUUCUUGGCGCGCAUGGAUGACGAGAGCUCUGUGCUAUCUUCCCUCCGCUGAGGUAGCUACAGUAGCAACAUACAUUGAUCAAAGUCUUAAAUAUUUACGAGGUAUAUCGACUAUAAACGAUGCAACCGUCACCGUCACCAUCGCCUACCUCGGCUGCCUCAAAGAAGGACAGCCCUUCCAGUGGGUCCUCAUCAACAAUCCGAGCUUCAUCGAGACCAACAGCCCUCAAGUUCGCCGAACCCGUCGUGCAGAAACAGAAUGUAGAGAGCCGAACUCCGAAGGUAUCACUCCAAUUCCAAGCCCACAGUAAAUCGCGGCCAUCGACUGGAAGUCCUAAGUCCUCCGUUGGUGAGAAGCGACGAAUGUCGUCCCCACCGCCUCCGCCUGUAUUCCGCCCACGUGUCUCCUUCGAUACCUUCGACAAGCCUGCCGAUUUCAUAGAAGAAAACUCGUUUACACUAGUUUCGAAACACAAAGACUAUGCAUACACGAAAAGGUCUAGAACAUUUUUAUGCGGCAUCGACUCAAAUGACUAUUCUGAAUAUGCUUUGGAGUGGCUGAUAGAUGAGCUAGUUGACGACGGGGACGAAAUUGUUUGUCUUCGGGUGGUCGAUAAGGACGCGAGCAUUGCCGAUGAAAAGGCUAUCGAGAAAGGUCGAUAUCAGGAUGAGGCCAGGACGAUGAUGAAGCGAGUACAAGCAAAAAACCACGAGAGCAAAGCCAUCAAUGUGGUGCUAGAAUUCGCUGUUGGGAAAGUGAACAAGGUCAUUGAUGAGAUGAUUAACCUAUACGAGCCAGCAAUACUAGUUGUGGGUACUCGUGGCCGUAGUCUGGCAGGUUUCCAGGGUCUCUUGCCUGGUUCUGUAUCAAAGUACUGCCUACAACAUUCUCCGGUUCCGGUCAUAGUUGUCCGACCGAAUUCCAAAAGAGCCAAAGCGAAACGUAAGCGUCACGACGACCCUACGCGCCGUGGUUAUCGAGAUAUCCUCGAUAAGAGUGGUCCAGAGGGAGGACAUAUGAUCGACUUCGACGUUCAGAACCCAAUAUUCGACGAAAGCCAGCCAGCAUCAGAGGAUGAAGCAGCAGCCGUCGCUGAGGCCAACGCAUACAAGGAGAGCCCAGAACGACAUCCGCUCGCUCAACUUGUCACCCCAGCAUCCUUGGCAAAAGUUGCUGCUGAGGCGGAAGCCGAAGCCGGAACGCCACCAGGAGCAAGUCGAAUCAUGAAGAGCCCGAGUCUGGGGACAUUAGAGAGCCCUUUGUUGAGUUCAGAGGAUAGUGAAGAUGAAGAUCAAGGUGGUGUAAGCAUAGAAGCCCACCCCGAGAAGGUUGCACUCUCUGAGGACACAAGACCUGCCACAACCGCCGACUCCAUACCGGAAGAGACUGAGCUACCUUCACGGCCCAAAGUGACGUUUGGAGAGCCCCCAGAAAAGAAAUGAGGUGCAAUCGCUUCCAAGCAUAUGUAACGAUAUUUUUAUACCCCUUCGUUUUCUUAACGUCUGGCGCAGGU